Messenger RNA from Engraulis encrasicolus (European anchovy), 2115 nucleotides. It is a transcript of the gene golga7, whose product is annotated as golgin A7. The record is from RefSeq and is a predicted model, not a curated record. The coding region runs from base 84 to 518 and encodes 144 amino acids. Gene Ontology annotation, biological process: protein targeting to membrane; peptidyl-L-cysteine S-palmitoylation; Golgi to plasma membrane protein transport. The transcript is spliced from 6 exons. Lineage: Eukaryota; Metazoa; Chordata; Actinopteri; Clupeiformes; Engraulidae. Gene Ontology annotation, cellular component: palmitoyltransferase complex; Golgi stack.
UACUAUUGAGAGAGGUGUUGUUUCUACCCGGAGGUUUUACAUGUAGUCCUACGGCAAAGAGGAGGAGGAGGAAGACGUCUACCAUGGCGGAGACGCACAGUUUACAGGAUUUGCGACAUCAAGCGGCUAUCGCCUCCAAGGUGUUCGUCCAAAGAGACUACACCUCGGGCACCAUUUGCAAGUUCCAGACAAAGUUUCCAUCUGAGCUCGAGGCCAGGGUUGAUAAGCAGCAGUUUGAAGAGACCAUCCAGACACUGAACAAUCUGUAUGCGGAGGCAGAGAAGCUAGGCGGCAAGUCCUACCUGGAGGGCUGUCUGGCCUGCCUCACGGCUUACACCAUUUUCCUUUGCAUGGAGACCCAUUAUGAGAAGGUGCUGAAGAAGAUAGCCAAGUACAUCCAGGAACAAAAUGAGAAGGUCUAUGCACCACUGGGACUGCUCCUGACAGACCCCAUCGAAAGAGGACUCCGGGUUGUGGAAAUCACUAUCUACGAGGACAGAAGCCUUGGUUCCAGAUAAAAACAAAAGAAGACUAAUAAACAUGAAAGUCGCCCCUGGAGUACACCACUUUGGUUGGCCUUUGGACCCUCCAGGCCUGACUCCUGGCUCGUCCUCCACCUCUCUCAGCACAUACUCGAUGGUCCAGACUCGACCCUAUAUCCUCUAUCCUCUAUCCCCUUUCUCUCUCUUGUAUCCUUCUCUCGUGAGGUCUGGACCUUUUCCCUUCAUGCGGGAAGCAUAAACGAUAAUGUAUCCUGGAACUGACUGACUGAAGUACUUUCUUACCACCACCCCCUCGUUUAUGUGUCUCCCUUUAAAGUACACAAUUGUUCUUUUUCUGUUGUUGUUGUUCUUGAUUUGUGAUUUUUUUUUUUUUGUACAAUAUUGUAUUCAAUAAUUUUAACUUUUGAUGUCGCAAAAACUGUUGUUUUGUGCCAUGUUUUACUUCUUUUUUUUUUUUUUUAACAAGUAUUUAGAUAUAGUGUAUCCUGAGCCAAGCCCUCCCAUCCCUUCCCACCCAUCCUUUCCCUGUGUGUGUGUGUGUGUGUGAAUGUGUGUGUACUGGUGGUGCGUGCGUGGAGCAGAGGCUCAGUGGUGAUCACACUCCAUUUUGUUUCUUCGCAGUACAGUUGCAGCCUCCCAGGUGUAAUUGUUAUCUCCUCAAAGUGACUUAAUUCUGGAAAAAAGUACAAACGUGUUCAACGGUCUUAUGUAAAAAUUGCCAGAAUGUGUAAAAUUGUUCUUUAUUAUUAAUAAUAUAUGUCUGUAUGAUUUGUACAAAACUUUGCAGUGUCCUGUCCAGCUCCUUGCUGUGCAUGUGCCUGGUUGUACAGGGAGCACACACAGUAGUAGCUGGUAGCCAUUGUUGUGACUCUUUGAAUGAUGACUCUCAUCUUGAUCAUUCCAUGUUCCAAACAGUUAAUGAGAAUGCCAACAUCAUCAUCACCAUAGUCAUAACCAUAGUUCUGUUUAACCUCUCAUGACACUAUUGUUUUAACAUGCUUGUUUGGCACACUCAGCAUUAAUAUCGUAGGUCGACCUUUGUUGACCCUCGGUGUGAUGUUAUGAUAGGAAUCUUGGUAACACUUUAUUUUAGAGUUCACGUGUUAGCCACAAGUACAUGCGUAAUUACUGGUUGUAUUAAUGAUUUAAAAAAAAAAUUAGGCAAAAUUAAGGGCCUACUAGGUCUUUGUCACAAGUGAUGAUAUCAAUAAUAAAGGCCUUAUUUGCAAAGAGCAAGAAAAUUGGUCAUUAACACAUGUCUUAUAAAUCACAUGGGGACAAUUAGGCAUAUAUUAGAGGCUAACCUGUGGACUGUAAAAAAAAAUGUUACUAAAAUCUUUAACUUGCCCUUUGUCCUUAGUGUGGUCCUUUCCCCAUCACAAAAUGGCGGUCCACAACACAAGAAAAGCACCAUUUAAACCUUAAGGUAUCCAAAGCUUUUAAGAAUCGCUACUUUUCCCCUUUUUUGAUUAUUGUUGUUUUUUCCCCUUCAUUUGUUACUUUAUUUUUUCUCUCUCAAUUGUGUGCUGUAUCAUAGUAGACAUGUCUCAUCUGUUCGCCACGUGAUUAUUUAAACCAUGUAUCUGUAUAAUAAACAGAAUGUUUUCUUGAA